UGACCAAACAGCUACUUAUUUGUCGUACCAGGUGCUCCAGCAGCUCGAGGAGGAGGAGUUGAUGGAGGAGUGCCUGGAGGCGAUGCUGGAGGAGGAGAGGCAGCACGAGAGGAACCAGGCGUCGAGCGCCUGGGCGAACGCCUGCGCGAGCGCCGAGAACAACGGGGCCGAGCUCUGCCAGCAGCUCAACAGCCUACGGGUGCACGACGACAUUGCCAAACAGAGCACAUUGAACCCAAACGCAGCAGAGUUCGUGCCGGCCUUCAAAGUGACAACGACGCCAGAAAUCAGCGCAAAGUCAUCGUAGAGGCCCUCCCCCUUCCCGCCAUCGUUCCACCAAACUCCCUCGUCUGAUGAGUAGCUCACCAGACCCUCCUCUAUACUCAACCCGUGCAACAUGCAAGACUAUAUCGAUAACACGCUCUGUAACCCUACCCCGCCCCUUCCCAUCCCAUCCCGCCCCCCAACCUUUUGAUUCUUUUUUCCGAUGCCCACCUAACGUUAUUAUAAAUAUAAUCAACUAAGGCGCGACGACGACAAUUGCGUGGGAGAAGCAACGUAUCGUUUGUAGGCGCCGCCAGGCCGUUGUAUACUAUGCAUACAGUGUAAGGUUAUCAAUUAAUUAAUUAUACAUGCUCUACGUAACCGUAAAAAAAAAAUAAAAUAAAUUAUUU
Molecule: messenger RNA, 674 nt
Organism: Copidosoma floridanum
Lineage: Eukaryota; Metazoa; Arthropoda; Insecta; Hymenoptera; Encyrtidae
Gene: Paip2
Product: polyA-binding protein interacting protein 2
Biological process (GO): negative regulation of translational initiation
Cellular component (GO): cytoplasm
Molecular function (GO): mRNA regulatory element binding translation repressor activity
Source: RefSeq, a predicted model, not a curated record